ACCAAUGAUCAGCUCGCAUUGAAUUCUGGCGUCCAACAUGCAUCGACCAAUGGGUACUGAGAGGUAUGAGAUGCUCGUGGGGGCGAUCCUAGUCAGCACAUCCUCCGAUAUUACCUGCCUGAUAACUGAGAGGGGUAUUGAACUAUCUGUGGGAAGACAAUCCAUGCAUCCAUCACCCCUCAUCACCCGCAGAAUAUGCAUUCGGACGCUUUCGUCGAUUGCAGGGGUUGCUUGCAUUGGGCAGCUUCGCAGCGAUUGAAUACAAAAAAUGCAGUAGUGAAAGGCUGACUGCUACAAUAUCCCCGGUGGCGGUCACACCACUAAGUGCUGUGUGCUCUGUCCUGCGUCGUAUAACUUGUUACACCAACAGUCGCGACCGAUCGAAAACCAGAGCCCUUUUCUUGGGGCCACUCUUGCACACCCGCCCAAUCCUUUUGCGAAAUUCGGUGCAUGCCUCGUCCGCGACACUUCAACUCGACCACUGUUUGAUGCUACUAUAUCGGAGAUCGCUACUCAUACACCACCAAAAGUCACUGCAACAACCCAAUGUCUCGCCACUCGAUAGAGCUUUCGGUGAACGACAACCUCCCAGUCAAAGAUAUAAAUGACCACGACCCGAACUCCAUUGGGGUUCCCGUUAGUGAGCAGGGGGUGCCGACUCCAUAUUCGCAGUUCACCAAGAUAGAGAAGCGGCUGAUUGUUGCGCUGAUCACUUUUGCGGCAACAUUCUCGCCCCUCUCAUCGUUCAUUUUCUUCCCGGCCAUCAACGCUUUGUCCAGCUCACUCCAGGUCUCGGUUGAAAAGAUCAAUCUCACGGUUACUUCCUACAUGAUUGUGGCAGGCAUCGCCCCGGCAGUCAUUGGCGACAUGGCUGAUACGUCCGGGAGGCGAGUGGCAUAUCUGACGACGGUAGGCAUAUAUUGCGCUGCAAACGUUGGGCUGGCAGUGCAAAACAAUUGGACAGCCUUGUUCCUCUUGAGAAUGUUACAGAGUGCCGGCGGGGCCGCUACUAUUGCAAUGGGAUACGGAGUCGUAUCGGACAUUGCCACGCCCUCGGAAAGAGGGGGCUUUGUUGGUCAGUUGCUGCUAGGACCGAAUUUUGCGACGGCCAUUGGUCCUCUACUUGGCGGAGUCUUGGCUGCAAAGCCCGGCUGGCGCUGGAUUUUUGGGGUUCUUGCAAUCGCCUCAGGGACGUGUGUGCUGUUGAUCGCCUUACUGUUGCCCGAAACUUCGCGCUCGAUUGUGGGGAAUGGAUCCAAAGGAGUCACAGGCCUUCGGACCGCAUUCAUCCUGCAUCUGAUAACAGGAAAAAAGAGGAAAACUCCCACUGCUACCGAAAACAGCCAUACUGCAGGGCUGGACCGCGGAGCUUCGCGCAGGUGUUCUAGGAUUCCCAACCCGCUCGCGAGUCUGAAAAUGCUAUUGGCGAGCGACACCAUCUUGAUAACUCUGAUUUACGGGAUCAACUACACAAACUUCAGCUGCUUACAGGCCUCCUUGUCAACCCUUGCCAUCGAUAUCUACCGGGUCUCUCAGCUUCAAGCAGGCCUUAUUUACCUUCCAUUUGGGAUCGGAUCAUGCGUUGGGGCGUACUUGUCGGGACCAAUCAUGAAUCACGACUAUCGUGUCGUAGCACGGCAUUGCGGUAUCACGAUAGACGCAGUCCGGGGUGAUGAUAUGACCAGUUUUCCAAUCGAAAGAUCUAGAUUUCGGACCAUCUGGUUUCAUUUAGGAGUGACAGCUAUAGGAACGGCCGGAUAUGGAUGGUCUCUGCAAUUGAAAACGCAUAUCUCCGUACCGCUGGUCAUACAGUUCAUCAUCGGAGCAACGUUGGCUAUUACAUUCAACUUCUGUGGCACGCUAUUGGUUGACAUUCAUCCAAAAUCUCCAGCUGCUGCACAAGCUGCCAACAACAUCGUUCGAUGCUCUCUUGCCGGCGUUGGGCUAGCCGUUCUAGAUCUAAUACUUCGACAUUUAGGAGUAGGCUGGACGUUCACUUUAUUGGCAGGAUUGACAGCGGCUUGUCUGGGUAUCGCUUGGCUAGAGUGGAGAUAUGGACAGGCUUGGAGAGAGAGCCUUCGAGCAAAAGGGAUUGAGCGUUAG
Molecule: messenger RNA, 2103 nt
Organism: Periconia digitata
Lineage: Eukaryota; Fungi; Ascomycota; Dothideomycetes; Pleosporales; Periconiaceae
Source: the annotation of a GenBank genome assembly